UCCACACACACUGCAGACAACAGCAAAGGGGAACAAAGUUAAGAAACAACAGAUGUGCCAUAUGACUUCAUUCUUCUGCUGGCUGUUUUCCUCUUAAAUUGGACUUUUCCCCCUGCAUUUAACUUCAGUCUUUGACAAGUUGAAAAGCUACGGAGUCAUUUUGAUACACGUUAGACUUUUUUUUUUUUUUUUUUCCUUGUGCCAUCUGUGAAGACGUCAGGAUUUGUGCAGUGAGUUGUGUUCUCUUCUGCAAGUAGAAUGGUGCUCCUCUCGCUCGUCACCUUGGCCUGCGCCCUCCAUUGCUUUUCCGUGAGUGCUGAUGUGCUGAGAGCAGAGGCCUGGCUGCAGAAGUAUGGCUACCUGCCUCCUGGUGACGUCCGAGCACAAGCCAUGCGUUCACCGCAGUCCGUGGAGACAGCGAUCACAGCCAUGCAAAGGUUCUACGGCUUGACUGUCACUGGCUCCAUUGACUCCAACACAUUAGAGGCCAUGAGUCGUCCGAGGUGUGGCGUUCCAGACAAGUUUGGGCCAGAGCUGAAAAGCAACCUGAGGAGGAAGCGAUAUGCGGUGCAGGGAUUGAAGUGGGACAAGUCUGAGGUGACAUUCAGUAUAGAGAACUACACGCCAAAAGUUGGCGAACACGCCACCUACGAAGCCAUCCGCAAGGCAUUCAAAGUGUGGGAGAGCGCCAUCCCACUCACCUUCAGGGAGAUUCCCUACAGUCACAUCCGGGGCAAGGUGGACAAGUAUGCAGACAUCAUGCUCUCUUUCUCCGAGGGCUUCCACGGUGACAGCACACCGUUUGAUGGCGAGGGCGGCUUCCUGGCUCAUGCCUACUUCCCCGGUCAGGGAAUUGGGGGAGACACGCACUUUGACCUCGCAGAGCCCUGGACGACAGGGAACGUUGACCAAGGAGGGAAUGACAUAUUCUUGGUGGCGGUCCAUGAGUUAGGUCAUGCCCUUGGCCUAGAGCACUCCAACAACCCCUCCGCCAUUAUGGCCCCGUUCUAUCAAUGGUUUGACACGGAGAACUUCCAGCUUCCUGAUGACGACCGCAGAGGCAUCCAAACCAUCUACGGGACCAAAACCGGGGGUCCUCCUCCCCCGCCUAGACCCACGAAGGCCACCAACCCCAAGAGACCGGAGAAUGGUCCAGACAUCUGUGAGGGACACUUUGACACCAUUGCAAUCCUCAGAGGAGAAAAGUUUGUCUUUAAGGACAACUGGUUUUGGCGCGUGCGCAACAACAAGGUGCUGCCAGGCUACCCCAUGGCCAUCAGUCACUUUUGGAAGGGCCUGCCUUCCAACAUCAACGCCGCCUACGAGAGGGACGAUGGCAAAUUCAUCUUCUUUAAGGGUGACAAGUACUGGGUCUUCAGCGAGUCCACCAUGGAAAAGGACUCCCCGAAGAAUCUUAAGGACAUGGGCACGGGUCUCCCAACAGACCGAAUGGAUGCAGCUCUCUUUUACACCCCCACUGGACAGACGUACUUCUUCAGAGGCACUAAGUAUUACCGCUUCAACGAGAGGACUCGCACUGUGGAUAGCGGCUACCCGAAGCCAAUCAGCAUGUGGAGUGGCGCACCAGACAACAUUAAGGCAGCCAUCAUGAGCGAGGAUGGAUCAUACACAUACUUCUACAAAGCCAACAAGUACUGGAAGUUCAACAACCAGUACAUGAAGGUGGAGUCUGGGUAUCCCAAAUCUGUGCUGAGCGACUGGAUGGGAUGCGAGGCGGAUGAGCCCAAGAAGGGUCGUGAAGAGGUGAUCAUCCUGGAGGUGGACGAGGCACAGGGCGGAAUUGGGCCAAUCGCUGUGGUGAUCCCUAUCCUCCUCUUGGUGCUGGUGGUGGCCACAUUGGGGGUGCUGUUGUUCUUCAGAAAGUACGGAACACCACGACGUCUCCUCUACUGCCAGAGAUCCCUUCUGGACAAGGUCUAAAACCAGGGGAGCGAUACCACACAAGAGGGACCCACAGUGAGAGAACAAGGGGCCGGAUGGAUGACAAUGGAGCGAGCAUUGAGAAGAUGGAUGAUAGGGAUGUCCGCAUAGUUGGGUGGUGUUCUACAGUGCGUAGAAGGUGAAAUCAGGUGUUUUUGUAUGUUAACUAUUUACAUGUGUCACAAAUGAACAACAAGUCUACAAACUCCACUCUAAACCAAGACAAUGACUUCCCUUUUUUAAACACGCCUCCUCGCCCAACUGGACAACUGCGGCUGAACAGCUGUUCGACUCCGAGACUAACUUAGGUCUUAAAUCGGUUUGUUUUGGCCGCGUUACCUUUCCUGUAGUUUGAUUUGAUCCUACCACUACGCAGGAUGUUACAAACGUGCAUGUCCAUAAUAUUACUUUGAUAAAAGUUCAGUAUUUUAGGUCAAAAUGUUAAACCUCAGCGUUUGUCCAAUGAAUGAAAUGCAGAGAUACAAUUGUAUACUUUGUGUCCACAGGUGUAGGCGUGGCACGACUGGAGACGUUGCAUAGAUUGUCCAUGUGGUACAGACAUUUUUAUUGUUGUUGUUUUCUGUGCAAGCAGUUAGAAGGGAAAAAACAAAUAAGAAGGGAUGUUUUCAUUCCAGUGCAUUAGAAUGGUAGACUAAGAAGCAGCGCUGCUUGUGUGCAUGUGUGAGAAAGAUUCAACAAUACGGUGCAAUUUUGUAAUAAUUAUCUUUGCCGUUAUGUUAUUAUUAUAAGUAUGGUUAUAGUUAUUAUUGUUGUCUCCUCGUUUAUUUUUUUUCUUCUACAUUUGUACAUUGUCGCUAGGAGUCCUGCUGGACAGAGGCAUAGCGUGACAAUGACUUAAAAUAGUGGUUUACAGUUUACGGUGAAUUGGAUCGAAUCAGGCGGAUCAAUGUACUUAUCCAGACAUUAGCACACAAUAUUGAUCAUUGCUAUUUAUGAACACGUGGUGCUGUUUUUUCUUAGUUUUUUUUUUUUUUUUAAAGCAAAUUGAAGGUGAAUUGGUUGAGUUAAAACAAUGAUAAUGGUAAUUAUAUUUAUAAUGAUGAUUGUAUCAAUAAAAGUGAAUGAGAUUGUU
This is a messenger RNA of Nerophis lumbriciformis (worm pipefish), 3034 nucleotides long. It is a transcript of the gene mmp14a, whose product is annotated as matrix metallopeptidase 14a (membrane-inserted). NCBI's taxonomy places the organism in Eukaryota, Metazoa, Chordata, Actinopteri, Syngnathiformes, Syngnathidae. The record is from RefSeq and is a predicted model, not a curated record. Gene Ontology annotation, cellular component: plasma membrane; extracellular matrix. Gene Ontology annotation, molecular function: zinc ion binding; metalloendopeptidase activity. Gene Ontology annotation, biological process: zymogen activation; skeletal system development; extracellular matrix organization.